AUGCUUUUUUGUAGUAAAAAUUCUGAAGAGACAUACCACAAUGUAAUAAACAGCUUGCUAUAUGAAAUUAAGAAUUUAAAACUAGAUGACAAAUAUUAUUUCCUUAUAAAACAGAAACAAUUACAUUGUCCUUUAUUUUCAUUAUGUAAAUUAAAUUUCAGAGAAGAUCCUAUAAUAGUGAAUAUAAAUAAAGAUACAAAAGAAGAUGAAGCAUUUAAUUUAAUAUAUCAUAAUAAAAAAAUUUUAGAUAAGAAAAAAAAGAAAAAAAAAAAAGAAGAGGAACUAAUAAAAAAUUUAACAACAGGUGAUAAUAUUAUUCAAGAUGAAGAACUUAUAGAUAAGUUAUCAAGCUUAUUAAAAUUAAAUCAUGAUACAAAUAUAAUUAUUGAUAAUGAGAAAAAUUAUGAUUCAUUAUAUAAAUAUUAUUCAUUUUAUGAUGAUGCAUUUAAUACUAGUCUUUAUUAUAUACAAGAUGAUUAUGAUCUUUUAUUAAAUAAACAUGUGAAUGGUCUAUAUAUUUUAUCUAUAAGCAAAUAUAGUAAUAUCUUAAAAAAUAUUUUAAGUGACAUAAUAAAUAAUAUAAACAAUGAUGAAUAUAAUUUAAAAGAUCUUAUUAAACAAUAUGUGCAAAUAAUAUAUGAUCCUAGACUUAUUAAUGCAGAUACAUCUGGAAAAAGAAAAACAAAAACAAUAUUUAUAAAUGAUGACAUGACUAUAUUAAAUAUUAUUUAUAAAAAUAAUAUAUAUAAAAUUAAAUCAAAAAUAAAAGGAUAUCAUUAUGAUAUUAAUAAUAAUAUUAUAUAUAAUCCGUAUUUGUUAUUUUAUAAUACACAAGAUGAAGGAUGGUUGAUUAUUAUAAAAAAUAAAAAUACAGAUUUAACCAAAUUUAUAGAAACAACAGAUUAUUAUGAUAAAAAAAAAUUAUCUAUAGAACAAUAUGAUGAACUUAUAAAAAAAAAAAAAAAAACAAAAAAAGAAACAAAUCUAUAA
Messenger RNA from Plasmodium gaboni, 990 nucleotides. RefSeq lists its product as hypothetical. The record is from RefSeq and is a predicted model, not a curated record. The transcript has a single exon. The coding region runs from base 1 to 990 and encodes 329 amino acids. Gene Ontology annotation, cellular component: nucleus. Lineage: Eukaryota; Apicomplexa; Aconoidasida; Haemosporida; Plasmodiidae.